Messenger RNA from Vanrija pseudolonga, 1080 nucleotides. RefSeq lists its product as uncharacterized. NCBI's taxonomy places the organism in Eukaryota, Fungi, Basidiomycota, Tremellomycetes, Trichosporonales, Trichosporonaceae. The transcript is spliced from 6 exons. Bases 87 to 1010 code for a protein of 307 amino acids. The record is from RefSeq and is a predicted model, not a curated record.
CCUCUUUCAUCAAACAUUGUCUCUUCGUGGUCUUCUCGAUACUCAGACGACCCCCACGCACGCCCACGCACGCCCACGCCCGCGCCAUGGCAGACGACGAACCCCGCCCCCAGCCCGGCGGCCCAGAGCACGUCAUGGACUUUGCCCCGCUGCACCUCGACCACCCGCCGGCGUCCAAGAAGACGGUGUGGAUCGCCGACCUCGACGUGCACGUAUUUGGGCUCGACGAGAUCCGGGGGAGUGACUUGCCCAUCGGGGUCGUGACCAUCGCGCACGGCUGGGCCAACAAGGCGAGCCAGAUGGACGGCAUGGCGACCGGCGUGCUGGGGGAGAUCCGGCGCCUGGACCGCGAGGCGGGCGGGACGCGGCGGCGCGACGUGCUCGUCGUCACUAUGGACCAGCGGAACCAUGGCGAAAGGAGACGGCAUCGGAAGGGUAACCUCCCGUUUCCUAAGAACCCGCACAGGCUCGUGGACAUGGCGGUGAACAUUACCUCGGGCAUGGCGGACCAGACCUUCAUCUACGACUUCCUCCCCAUCUACCUAUUCCCCCAUGGCGAGCGUGUGAUUGAGGAGUGGAUGCCGUGCGGGCUGUCGCUAGGCGGACAUCAGACAUGGCGCUUGUUGAAGAGUGACCCCCGCAUCCGCCUCGGCGCGCCCAUCAUCUCCAUCCCACCCGAACUCUUUGGCACGGGCUUUUUAUUCAAGUACGGCGAGGCGGCCGGCGCAGUGCCGGCGGCGUACGGGCCAGCACUGGACAGGUUCUACCUCCUCCCCGAGGGCGGGUACGAGGGCAAGAAGAUCUUCUGUCUGUACGGCGAGCUGGACAUGGUUAUUCCUGUCGAGAUUGGGCUCGCGCAGCUGGCGAAGAACAAGGCCAACGCGGAGAGCAAGCCUGGCGGCCUGGUCGAGUCUUACAUCCAGAAGAACCGCGGGCACGUCAUCACCCCCGAGAUGGUCGUGCUGCUUUCCGCCUUCUUCCACCGCCAUGGAUUCGCACGGCAGGCGUAGGGGAGGGAGAGUGGUGCUAGAUGUCGUGUAGAGCGUGUUGUUUGUUGAAUGCGAUGUGUGUCAUGCUUGU